This is a messenger RNA of Delphinapterus leucas (beluga whale), 1848 nucleotides long. NCBI's taxonomy places the organism in Eukaryota, Metazoa, Chordata, Mammalia, Artiodactyla, Monodontidae. The record is from RefSeq and is a predicted model, not a curated record.
UUGGCGUGGAUAGCACACAGGUUGGUGUCCUCGAAGAGCCCCACCAGGUAGGCCUCGCACGCCUCCUGCAGCGCCAUCACGGCCGAGCUCUGGAAGCGCAGGUCGGUCUUGAAGUCCUGCGCGAUCUCGCGCACCAGGCGCUGGAACGGCAGCUUGCGGAUCAGCAGCUCCGUGGACUUCUGAUAGCGGCGGAUCUCGCGCAGGGCCACCGUGCCGGGCCGGUAGCGGUGCGGCUUCUUCACGCCGCCCGUGGCCGGCGCGCUCUUGCGGGCCGCCUUAGUGGCCAGCUGCUUGCGCGGGGCCUUGCCGCCGGUGGACUUGCGAGCGGUCUGCUUAGUACGAGCCAUAAUAUGAGAUUGCAAACACUGCUACAACUACAAGCCGUGCUGUUCUUGCUCUUAUUUAUACAGGCGAGGUCCUCCUGAUUGGUCCGAAUCUUCAAAUUCCGCGCCGUGAAUUAAGUAACUGGAUAGGCCUUGUGAUUGGAUACCAGGUCUCACUUUAGAAAAUCUAGAUCUAUUGCAGUACGCUCUAUAUUUACUCGCUUAAAGUCCUCCGCCAUUUAUUCACCCUGUAUGUUACAUGUUUUAUAUAUACCUUAGUUGGUUUUGUUUUACUCCCCUUGUUCGGGAUUAAGUUUGGGAAGAGACGAAAAUGAACGUUCCAGAGUUCUGAGCCCUUUCAAAAACUACGGUUUUGAAUGUAAUUGAUCAAGUCCAGUUUCGUCACUUAUCAAAGGUUCUGAUUUUGAAUAAACGUUUUAUCUUAGCAAUGCAAGCACCAUAUUACAUAAUUCCCAGCUCUCCAACAAACGCUGGCAUCACUUCCAGACACUGUUCCUAGAAAACAUGAAAAUACUACCGCCGUUGAAAUGUGACGAUCCUUAAUUCUUCGUAAAGCUUAAGUGUUGCCGACUUUGAUCAAGCCGAAUUGGAAAUGCCAAUGGCAUAAUUUUGAAAACAUUUAUAUAUUUAGCUAAUUUCUAUGUUCUUUUCUAGAAUUACUAACCCGGUAACUGAAUUUUGGCAGGAAACUAGUCAUAAAUUUGUAUCGGGCGUUUGUCUCUUUAGGUCCGGAUCUAGAGAGAAACAAGGCUCACAAGUAGAUACUUACGGACAAGACAUUAAUUUUUUGCACUAUUUUGAAAACGAAAGUUAUUUUUUCUGAUGGUGGGGGGGAUGUCUAGUGUUAGUUCCACUUAGACAGCCAAUCAAAAAGCAGAUUUGAAAUCACCUUAUUUGCAUAAAAGGUUUCUACUGGCUGAUUUGACCCAAUCAGGAAUUGAGAUAGAUUAAGCACCUAUUUGCAUAUAAGCCCUACAAAAAUAGGCCAGCAUUGUAACAGGUGUUGUCAGUUUUCGUCUGUUUGAUAACUUUACACCAUGCCUGAGCUGGCUAAAUCUGCUCCUGCUUCCAAGAAGGGAUCUAAGAAGGCAGUGACCAAGGCGCAGAAGAAGGAUGGCAAGAAGCGCAAGCGCAGCCGGAAAGAGAGCUACUCCGUAUACGUGUAUAAGGUACUGAAGCAGGUCCACCCGGACACCGGCAUCUCGUCUAAGGCUAUGGGCAUCAUGAACUCGUUCGUCAAUGACAUCUUCGAGCGCAUCGCGGGCGAGGCGUCGCGCCUGGCGCAUUACAACAAACGCUCGACCAUCACCUCCAGGGAGAUCCAGACGGCCGUACGCCUGCUGCUGCCUGGGGAGCUGGCCAAGCACGCCGUGUCCGAGGGUACCAAGGCUGUCACCAAGUACACCAGCUCCAAGUAAAUGUUUUCAGGUGCUGUUAAACCCAAAGGCUCUUUUCAGAGCCACUCACACUUUCAAAAGGGGCUCUAAUGCUGCAUACUAUUCGU